Molecule: messenger RNA, 1959 nt
Organism: Vanderwaltozyma polyspora DSM 70294
Lineage: Eukaryota; Fungi; Ascomycota; Saccharomycetes; Saccharomycetales; Saccharomycetaceae
Gene: GEM1
Product: ERMES complex Ca(2+)-binding regulatory GTPase GEM1
Exons: 1
Coding region: 1-1959 (652 amino acids)
Biological process (GO): small GTPase-mediated signal transduction; mitochondrion organization; regulation of mitochondrion organization
Cellular component (GO): mitochondrial outer membrane
Molecular function (GO): calcium ion binding; GTP binding; GTPase activity
Source: RefSeq, a predicted model, not a curated record
AUGCCAAAGGAAACUAUUAGGGUAGUCAUUUGCGGUGAUACAGGUGUAGGGAAGUCGAGCUUGAUAGCUUCUCUCGUCAAGGGUAAAUAUAUACCAAAUGUACAGGAUAAAUUACCACCAAUUAGUAUACCCAAGGAUUAUUCAUCGAGUCCUUAUUCUCCUAAAAAUACGAUAUUGAUUGAUACUAGCAAUGAGGAUGUAACUACACUACAUAAGGAAUUGAAAACAGCAGAUGUCAUUUGGUUAUUGUACUGUGAUCAUGAUUCUUACGAAAGAGUUUCUUUAUAUUGGAUGAUGAUGUUUAGAUCUUUGGGUUUAAAUUUACCUGUUGUUUUGGCAAAGACUAAAUGUGAUAAUUACGAUGAUUCAACUGUCAAUUUAUUAUCUGAAGAUACAAAAGUCGAAGACCAGGAAUUUAUUCCAAUAUUAAUGGAAUUUAAAGAGGUAGAUGUCUGUAUCAAGGUUUCAUCUAGAACUCAAUUCAAUAUCAAUCAGGCAUUUUAUCUUUGUCAAAGAUCAAUAAGUCAUCCAGUUGCCCCAUUGUUUGAUUCAAGGGUGGGUGAACUUAAGCCAUUGGCAAUUCUAGCUUUAAAAAGAAUAUUUUUACUGAGUGAUGAAGAUCAAGAUGGAUAUUUGAGUGAUCCAGAAAUACUAGCAUUACAAAAAAAAUGUUUUAAGAAAAGUAUUGAUGUUAAUGAACUUGCCAAUAUAAGAGAACUUUUAGAAGAUGUUUCUUACUCAGAAAUAGAUGGUUCCUCAGGUGCCUAUUAUGAACCGGGGAAAGGUAUGACCGUUGAUGGUUUCUUGCUAUUGAACAAAAUAUAUGCAGAAAGAGGGAGACAUGAAACUACAUGGGGGAUAUUAAGAGCAUUCCAUUACACUGAUUCUUUAUCCAUUAAGGCAAAGGUUUUAUAUCCUAAAUUAAACGUUUCAGAUAGUGCAAGUGUGGAAUUGAGUCCUAAAGGCUAUCGAUUCUUUGUUAAUUUAUUUCUAAAGUUUGACAAGGAUAACGAUGGUGGUUUAAGUGAGGAAGAGUUGAGAGCACUCUUUAAAUGUACUCCAGGUCUGCCCCACCUCUGGUCCGCUACCAAUUUCCCAUAUGCAACAGUGGUUAAUGAACGUGGUUGUAUAACAUUACAAGGAUGGCUGGCCCAAUGGAGUAUGACUACAUUCCUUGAUUAUAAAAUAACAACUGCAUAUUUAGUAUAUUUUGGAUUCCAAGAGGAUGCUCAACUUGCACUUCAAAUAACUAAAUCGAGGAAAAUGAGGAGGAGAAAUGGAAGAUUUUACAGAUCCCCGGUGACAGAUCGUAAAGUGUUCAAUUGUUUCAUCUUUGGAAAGCCAAAUAGCGGGAAGAGUUCAUUAUUAGAAUCAUUUCUUGGAAGACCAUUUUCAGAAGCUUAUUCACCUACAAUUAGACCAAGAAUAGCAGUAAAUAAUUUAGAACUUAAAGGUGGAAGACAAUAUUACUUAAUAUUGCAAGAAUUUGGAAGCCAAGAAUUCGUAACGUUAGAAAACAGGGAUAAGUUAAAAGAGUGUGAUGUGCUCUGCUUUGCAUAUGAUUCGAGUGAUCCUGAAUCGUUUUCUUAUAUUGUGGAGCUAUUCAACAAGCAUAGAGAAAGAAUAGAAGGAUUACCUCUGAUUUUUGUAGCCUUAAAAGCGGAUCUAGAUAAACAACAACAAAGAUGUCAAGUUCAACCGGAUGAUUUCUCUGAAUCACUAUUGAUCGAUCAUCCACUACAUGUUUCCUCUACAUGGCUAAGUUCAUUAAACGAAUUAUUCGUUAAAAUCACUGAAGUUGCUUUGGUGCCUGGAGAUAGUACGGUUGGUCUCCCAUUGGAAUCGAAAUUCGAAAAUGAAGAUUACAAACAAACUGUGAUAAUGCUAUGUUCUACAGCGGGAUUUGUAGCAUUGCUAUCAUACACUUUUGUGAAAGUAUUUCGAUCCAAGUACAACUGA